Molecule: messenger RNA, 2202 nt
Organism: Tigriopus californicus
Lineage: Eukaryota; Metazoa; Arthropoda; Copepoda; Harpacticoida; Harpacticidae
Product: BSD domain-containing protein 1-like
Exons: 7
Coding region: 686-1942 (418 amino acids)
Cellular component (GO): cytoplasm
Source: RefSeq, a predicted model, not a curated record
AUCAUGCAUUGGACAGGUGGCUUUAAAAUCGCACUUUUACCUCAUUAGCUCUGACAUGAGAGCCCUGUUUUUUCUUUGUCCGUAACCAUUGUGUUGUCCAUACCCUUAAGUUUGAGCUAACUGUACAUCGGAUUUCCGAUGCAAUGAACGGUCUCAUUCUCGUUUACGAUCAUUAGCAAAACCGCACCCAAGGCCAAUAGUAAGGUCAUAAAGAUCCAGUAAGGUCACGACGAGACUGGAAAGUGAUGUAGGAAGCAUCCUUCGAGUCACCCUGAUUACGACCAAGAUCAUUUCAGGCCCUUUGAACUCUUGUCAUUGCCACCAAAUCAAGAAGCUCAAUCAAGUCUUCAAGACAUCCUUGAACUAAUCCCCGAGGAGUGCCUUGAACCGUUGGACUUUUCCGGGCAAAAAGCCCCCUGCGGUCCCAGGGGUGGUUGGUUGCUGACUCACACUCCUGGGUGUUCAAGUGUUCUCUCAUUGAUACUUGCUUAGAUUCAAGCUCUUUCAAAGCUCGACAGACUGUCAUUAUUCCAUCUGAGCCAAGCUCCAUUUUCUGCGUGAAAACCAUGCGAGUGCAAUUGCGUUGCUAGAAAGAUAGGCCAGCUAGAUCUCUUUGUGAUCGAUCCCUCGCAGCCUUUAUAACCACCGUUGAUCAAUCCAUUGGCCAAUCCAAUAGUCAACCACCAUGGACAAGCCCAAUGAGAGAGAAGUGGAAACCUCUGGAGCUGAGGAGACCAAGGCCGACGAGAAGGUUCAGGGCUCGAGUCCCGUGCGGUCGGAGCCCAAACCUGAAGAGGCCCCUGAGGGCGAAUCCCUUGCCAGUGAUGAAGCUCAAGUAGAGCAAGAAGCCUCUGGGUUGGAUUGGUGGGGUGGGGGAUUGAGUAGCUGGGUCAAUCCUAAGACCUUGGAAAAGGCCAUGACCUCAGUGAGCUCCGUUACCAAUUCAGCAGUCCAAGCGGCCAAAGAACGGUCCUCGGAAGUCUAUGGAUUUGUGGCCAAGGACCUGAGUGAAGUAUCAGCUACCGCUACCAGUGCGGUUGGAUCCACGGCCACAACGUUGAAGAAGUCAUUGGAGUGGGAUUGGUAUUACUGUGAUCCAAACAUGUAUUCGGAUGUGGACAUUCCUGUUCCCGUUUUCGAAACCAAAGAGUCUGAGGAGGCUCCCAUCAACGAGAAUGAGGAGUUUGACGAGAAGACCGAUGUUCUUGCUGACAAAGCUGUGGAUUCCAUGAAGAAGUCGGUUUCCUCAUUUUGGAGUUAUGCCUCGGGAUAUGCCAAUCAAAUGUUCGUCCAAGACGAUCUUGAGGCCGAUGCUAUUCUAGUGCGAGGUGACAAUCCGGUACUAUUGGACCGCCUGCAAGCCCAACUUCACGCUCUGGCUUCGGAUCCGGGCACUUUUGAGGCGGAUCCCCAUCCAAAAGACAAAGUUCAGUGGGACGAAUGGGCGUGCGACUUGGACAAGCGACAAGGUGAAAUCUCUGACCUGAUGGUGAACAAUCCUGAUAUUCGACAGCACUAUACGGCCAUGGUCCCGGAAAAGGUGUCGCACAAACUCUUUUGGCGACGAUACUUCUUCAAAGUCCAUCUGAUCGAAUUACAAGAAGCCAAACGACAAGCCUUAAAGAAGCGCGCCGAGCAGACUCAACGAGAAUCCGAAUCUGGCAUCAAUUGGGAUGAUGUGGACGACCUAGUGCAGACAGAAAUCUCAGAUGAAGUGCAAGAUAAGCUCCUAGCCGACUAUGAAAAAGAGAUCACUUCGAAGAAGCCUUCAAAGCAGGAUUCCUUGAGUGAAGAAAUGGCCAAGGCUACCAUUCGUUCCGACCGGAGUUCUCCUGAAGAGAAGGAGAGCAAUACAUCCGAUGAUUGGGAGAAGCUAUCCAGCGGAGAGAAAUCACCGAAAAAGAGCGCCGGGAAAGAGGAUGACGAAUGGGAAGAACCUUGAGCCCUAGAAAACGACUAGAAUCUAAGGAUAUUGUUUGAAAAACCAUGCCUCUAUAUAUGAAAGAAAAAGCUCUGUGAUACUUUCCAAUCAUGGGCUGGUUUGGACCCUCUAGGAUAAAGAGCUCCGAAGACUCGAGACGACAAACAAACUGACGUUUUAUCAUUUCUUAUCCCAUUUGUCUUAUUUUAUGCAGAUGUCUUAAUUUUGUGGGAUCACACUUACCUUGAAAGUUUUGUACAAUAAACAUGAAUGGAGCCCAA